Diospyros lotus (date-plum) is the source of this 1573-nucleotide messenger RNA. RefSeq names its product two-component response regulator-like APRR7. Gene Ontology annotation, biological process: regulation of flower development. The transcript is spliced from 4 exons. Lineage: Eukaryota; Viridiplantae; Streptophyta; Magnoliopsida; Ericales; Ebenaceae. Gene Ontology annotation, molecular function: protein binding. The coding region runs from base 13 to 1332 and encodes 439 amino acids. Gene Ontology annotation, cellular component: nucleus. The record is from RefSeq and is a predicted model, not a curated record.
AAAGGUCAUUAGAUGAUUUUGUGGGGUUUUCGGUGCUCCUGCUUAUUCACGUUCGAAGUCGCAGGUUAUACAGAAAUUCUCACAGUAUUCCUUCUUCUGCUGUUGCAGGAAGAGAUUUCCAGCCCAUUGAGCGCUCAAAUCUUCGAGCUCUGUGAUCCCGAAUUGUUCCCGGAGCCAUUGCAGAACUCGGAGGUGGCUUCCAGCUCCAACUGUUGCUACGAUGACAACACUUCCUACACGACAAACCUUUCCUUUCCCCCAGACAUAACCAAGCUUCUGAACAACGUCGAGAAGAACGGCAACAUGGCCGCGGCGGCAGCGCCGGCGAGCUCCAGCCCCUCCGCCACCUCGGCCACCACCCCGGCCAUCACCCCAAACUCCGCCCACAACAGCGACCUCUCCGUAAUCUUCGACUCCCCUGAGGAGAUCCAGAACGACAUCUCCGCCUCCAUAGAUUUCUCUUCAUCUCUCUCAUUUUCCGUUUCCCAAUUUCUCGGCAGCCAAACAGGCGACCAGUUCGACCUGCCAUCGCUGCAAUCUCAAGUCCCCUUACCGGACGGCGUGGUUGCGGGGCUUCCGCAGUACCAUCAAGACCCAGUUGUCCAUCUCAUGGGGCCGCCAUUGCCGUCGGUUCUCGAAGGGGAAUGCUUGUCCCUGAUGCCUUCUUACAUGCGCCUCAACUCUUCUUCUCCGCCCUGCUCUUUUCUCGAUCCCCCAAGUUCAAUGGCGCCAUACUUGCCAAGCAAUUUGAACACUGCUCUUUCUGCCGAUUCUUCUGGGAUUUUCACUGGGAAUGGCACUCUGUACAUGGGCAAUGAACUUCAGAAUCAAGAAAUGGAGUUUCAGGGAGACAAUGGUGGGAUUUUCUGCCCGGAUCCUUUGCCAAGGAUCUUCAACUCCAAUGAGUUACAGGCACUUAGCAAUAAGAGUCAGCAUGUGGUGAAUGGGGGAGCGAGCUCUACUCCUCUGGGAUCAGAGAUCUCAACGUUGGAAGACUCUUCAUUCAAGGUUGGGAAGCUCUCUGUUGAAGAGAGGAAGGAGAAGAUUCACAGGUACAUGAAGAAAAGGAAUGAGAGGAAUUUCAGCAAGAAAAUCAAGUAUGCCUGCCGCAAGACUUUGGCAGACAGCAGGCCUCGAGUCAGGGGAAGAUUUGCUAAGAACGAUGAAUUCAGUGAGAUCCACAGAGCAACUUCCAGCAACCAUGAAGAGGACACAGACGAAGACGUGUUUGUGAAGCAAGAAGAUGAAAUGAUCGAUUCCUCAGACAUAUUUGCUCAUAUCAGUGGUGUGAAUUCAUUCAAAUGCAACUACCCAAUUCAGUCUUGGAUUUGAUCAUCUUUCUGUCCGAAUCAAUUUUGCAGGACCCCUGUUCCAACCAGGACGUGCGAGUCACUGUUCCUGGGUAAUAAGGGUUGAAUAAUUGGGGUCGUUAUAUGGUUUCUUCAAUAAUGAGUUAUAGUUAAUGUAGAACAGAAAAAAUCAUGUUGUCAAUGAUGUAUAUAAUGCCUUUUCUUAUUAACAUUGUACAACCCUCGUUGGUUUCGAGUUUACUUGUAUUCGAUCUCAAGUUUGA